AUGGUACUAACAAGAUCUUGGCCAAAAGGAUUAGGUGCAUCCAACACUAGGAAGUCAAAUUCAUAUUUGGGCUUAUUGUCAUGCUUUAGCAUAGUUCUAUCCUCCUCACUACCCUAACCAUUCUUUUCUCACCACUUUAUAUCAUUUUAUUUAUUUCUUAGAACCACUUACUGCAGCAAACUCUUGUCUUGUAAGAACACCUCAUGGCGCACAACAUGGAGGUCUACACAUCCUACUACUGUUGAGCGAAUCUUUCAACUUCAUGAACUCAAAGGUUCUUCCAGCUCAAUGCAAAUCAAAUGCCUUCUUCAAAUAUGAUGAGCGCACUAGAGUCUAUCUCCAGUAUUAUCACAUCCUUCAUGUCAUCCUCACCCCUUGUGCGAAUGAGAUCCCACUUAUGUAACCUCAGAAAGAGGUCAAACUUAUGUAACCACUCAAUCAAAUUUCUUCAUUUCAAAAAAAAAAAAAAAAAACUUAGUAGGCCACCAUAGUAUGCACACAUUGUAAAUUAUCUAGUUAGUGGUCAACUUUCAAAUAAAUGGAAUUAUAAUGUAAGAUUUUUUUUUUCAAAAAUAUUGAUCAAUUUAACUAGGAAAAACUUGAAUUAUUUCAUUUGGGAGUUAAUUACAUUUAUCAGAGAUGUGUGUCUAAAGAAGAACAAAGAAGUUUUUAAUUUUUGUCACUCUUCAUUUUGUGGUGGUUAUUAUUCUCCUAAAAUCAUAUUAAUGAAGGUAUUUCAAGCUGAAUUUUAUUGUCCAUCUUUGUUUAAAGAUUCAUAUGAAUAUGUUUAGCAAUAUUUGAGGUGUCAAGCUGCAAAUAAUAUAAACAAAAGAGAUUCCAUGUCUUUGCAAGCCAUCAUAGAGCUAGAGAUUUUUGAUUUAUAGAGAAUAGAUUUUAUGGGAUCAUUUCCUCUAUUGAUAGGAAAUGAAUAUGUAUUGAUGACAAUCAACUAUGUAUCUAGAUGGGUAGAGGCUAUCCUUACUAGGACUCAUGAUCGUAAUAUUGUCAUUAAAUUUUUAGAGCAAACUAUUUUCUCAUAGGUUGGAUGUCUUAAGGUAAUUUUGAGUGAUGGAUGGUCACACUUCAACAACUCAUAUUUCAAGAGUUUGUUGAAGAGAUAUGGAGUCCAGCACAAGAUGACCACUCCAUACCAUCCUCAAGCCAAUGGUCAAGUUGAGGUAUGCAAUAGGGAGAUUAUGAAAAUUCUCAAGAAGAUCAUUCAGCUAUAUGGGAAGGGCUAGGCAAACAAGUUUUCUGAAGUCCUAUGGCUUAUAGUACUGCCUAUAAGUGUCCUUUGGGGAUGUCUCCUUAUAGGCUUAUUGAUAAGUCUUCAUUAUCAUGAGUUAAUAAUUAGUAAAUAAUAUAGUUUUAGCCUGAACUCAUGAUAAAUAGACUUAUAUUUGUGUUAAAGCAUGAAAAGUGGUUUUUAGUUGAUUAACGUGAAUUUUUGGGUAAUUAUGUGAUUUUAUACGAUUUUUACAGUCUUAGUUUUGAGAUAAAUGAAGAACAAGAAAUAAAAAUAAAAAUAUUGCAAAAUUGGGGGACCCGCCAGCCAGCCGGGCCUGCAAACGGGUCGGAAGCGCAGUCGGGGAGUAGCCGCGGGCAGGGGCUCGAGCGGCUUGCUUGGAUCGAUAGGGGCACGUGUGCGCCACUCCCCUUCCACGUCACCCGUGGUCUGCCGGCUGUGGGGCAAGGAGUAGUCGUACACGCGAGAGGAUUUGCAUAGAAAGCUAACUUUACUAUAUAAUCGCCCGAAUAAUCCGCGCACAACCGAUGUGGGACUAAAUGGGCGGGCGACCGCCGCAGGUUUGAAUCCUCCCAGAGUCAAAAUUCAUAUAUUUUUAACUGAUUAUCGCGACUUUCCUGCAGAUCGCCGGUGAAGGAUUAAGCAACCGGAAUCGCUAGAUCAUUGGCGAAAAUCUCGUCAACGCGAUUCGCGGAGCAUUGCUACUAAAAUUUCUGAACGAUUCACGAUAAAAGGAUCGCAAUCCAUCGAGUAAAUCAUCUCCGAUUGAUCGACGAACAAGCCGUCGUCGGGAAGAGGACGAUCCGCCGGGAGACCAGUCGCCACCUCUUGAGAGCGUACUAGAUGCGAUGAAGAGCCUCCUCUUGCUGCGCGGACCUGAGGAUGAAGCUCCCUAACACGCGCCUCACCUCCAUCCAGCCCCUCUCCGUCGGGUGACAGCCGCCGGAGAGCCGCAAAGUCGCCGUUUUUCUGCUUCGCCGGGUGACAGCCGCCGAAGACGAUUCGACGACCCACUUCAUUGGUCUCUAGACUUCGCGAGAAGAUCUAGAGAUUGCCCACGUCGUCUUUGUCCAAGGAGAGCCUUCGAGGCCGUGGACACUGCACGACGACUGAUAAGUCUUCAUUAUCAUGAGUUAAUAAUUAGUAAAUAAUAUAGUUUUAGCCUUAACUCAUGAUAAAUAGACUUAUAUUUGUGUUAAAGCAUGAAAAGUGGUUUUCAGUUGAUUAACGUGAAUUUUUGGGUAAUUAUGUGAUUUUAUACGAUUUUUACAGUCUUAGUUUUGAGAUAAACGAAGAACAAGAAAUAAAAAUAAAAAUAUUGCAAAAUGAGGGAAUCCGCCGGCCAGCCGGGCCCGCCCGCAAGCGGGUCGGAAGCGCAGUCGGGGAGUAGCCGCGAGCGGGGGCUCAAGCGGCUUGCUUGGAUCGAUAGGGGCACGUGUGCGCCACUCCCCUUCCACGUCACCGGUGGUCAGCCGGCUGUGGGGCAAGGAGUGGUCGUACACGCGAGAGGAUUUUGCCUAUAACUUUACUAUAUAUUCGCCCAAAUAAUCUGCGCACAACCGAUGUGGGACUAAACCCGCGUCACACCUUGUUCAGGGGCAGGCGACCGCCGCGGGUUCGAAUCCUCCCAGAGUCAAAAUUCAUAUAUUUUUAACUGAUUAUCGCGACUUUCCUGCAGAUCGCCGGUGAAGGAUUAAGCAACCGGAAUCGCUGGAUCAUCGGCGAAAAUCUCGUCAACGCGAUUCGCGGAGCAUUGCUACUAAAAUUUCUGAACGAUUCGCGAUAAAAGGAUCGCAAUCUAUCGAGUAAAUCAUCUCCGAUUGAUCGACGAACAAGCCGUCGUCGGGAAGAGGACGAUCCGCCGGGAGACCAGUCGCCACCUCCUGAGAGCGUACCAGAUGCGAUGAAGAGCCUCCUCUUGCUGCGCGGACCUGAGGAUGAAGCUCCCUAACACACGCCUCACCUCCAUCCAGCCCCUCUCCGUCGGGUGACAGCCGCCGGAGAGCCGCAAAGUCGCCGUUUUUCCGCUCCGCCGGGUGACAGCCGCCGGAGACAAUACGACGACCCACUUCAUUGGUCUCUAGACUUCACGAGAAGAUCUAGAGAUUGCCCACGUCAUCUUUGUCCAAGGAGAGCCUUCGAGGCCGUGGACACUGUACGACGACCCUCCCGAACACUCAGGAUUCCGGUGCAUCGCCGACGCGUCGCCGUCGCAACGCCGGAACUCUGUUUUCCUGCUUUAUCUAGAGAUUGCCCACGUCGUCUUUGUCCAAGGAGAGCCUUCGAGGCCGUGGACACUGCACGACGACCCUCCCGAACGCUCAGGAUUCCGGUGCAUCGCCGACACGUCGCCGUCGCGACGCCGGAACUCUGUUUUCCUGCUUUCAAUUUAAUUUACGCUUCAUUUAGUGAUACUUUGUUGAUUUUUAUUUACCAAACUAUACUUCGUUCAAUUACGAUUCUUCCGGCUUUUACAGAUCUUAAUUUGAUUAAUUGAGUCGUCUGUAAUCGCCUACGUAAGAAUCGCCGGGCAGAACUGUGUUUCCGCCUGAUUCGCGUUCGCCGGGCGCUGACAUCAUCCUGACGUCCGCACCCUUAUUUCCUUUUUUUUCGUGAAUUUUAAAUAUAUUUCCUUUUUAUUUCCUAGUAUAAAAUUCGUAAGAAAAUCGUACUCAUUGAGAAAAAUUCUGAAUAAUUACCAGAUAUUAUAUUACAUCCCUGUGAUCGACCUGGAAAAUUACCGCUAUUUUUGGAAUUUUUAUUGAAUUAUAAUUGAUAUAUUUAUUUAGAAAUACUUCUAAAUAUCCGAAAAUUCGUAUUUUCUAGUUUUAUAAAUUUUAAAUUUGCGUGAUUUAACAUACAACGACUGAGUCACGUCAAAUUUUGGCGCCGUUGCCGGGGAUGUAUUGCAUAAUAUUUAGUAUUUUUCUGUUUUUCUCUUAGAGUACACAAAAAAAAAAAAAAAAAAACUUUACUCUUGUUUUAUUUUCUUUUUGCUGAUUUUUAUUAGAAAAAGGGAACGAAAAGAAGCACGGCAAGGACUGGAGCAUCCUGAAGGAGGGUAACAGUUACUAACUUUUUCCCUCGAAUUUAUUGAUUUUUAUGCAUGGUAGAAGAUCCUUGCAUCCAAGGCUAGAAAAUCCUUUCAUUAUUUCAUUCAAAAAGAAAAAUCUGAAAGAAAAAUUAAUUUUGAUGGAUCCUGAAGGAAGUACAGGUCAAACUGAGAACAAUCCUAUGGCCAUGAAAAAUCAUUAUAUCCCUGAUUCAUUUCAAAGAGCAUCUAAUAUUAGAGUCCCAUUAGCACCCACUGUUAAAUUCGAAAUAAAUCCAAGAAUUUUUCAAAUGCUCCCUAAUUUUCAUGGAUUGCCUUUAGAGGAACCUCAUCAGCACUUAGAAAAAUUUCAUAUGGUCUGUGAUUUAGUUAAUCUCCCUCAAGUUACACCAGAAAUUAUUAAGAUGAAAUUAUUCCCUCAUACACUUAGAGACAAAGCUAGCCAUUGGCUAUCCACAUUAGAUAGAAAAUUAACUAGCUGGAAAGAUAUAGAACAUGCCUUUCUUUGAAAAUUUUAUCCCUUAGGAAAAACUCAAAAUAUGAGAAAAUAUAUAUAGAGUUUUUCUCAAAGACCAGGAGAAACUUUGCAUGAGACAUGAGAAAAAUUCAAAGAUUUACUUAGAAAGUGUCCUCAUCAUGCUAUACCCAAGUGGCAACUCAAUAGAAUUUUUUAUGAUGGAUUAUUAGAACAACAUAGAAAUAUGGUCGAUUCUAUAUGUGGAGGAGCUUUUAUGGAGAAAACUCCUGAUGAGAUUUACAGUCUUUAUGAGAAUUUAAGUGAAAAUUCUAGAGAUCAAGCCUCUUUUGAAUUAUAUGACAAGGAAAUGAAGAGAGAAAUUUAUGAAUUGCAUCAUGAUGAUGAUUCUAAACUUAGAAAUGAGGUUAAUCAGAUUAAUCAAAGAUUAGAAAAAAUUGAUUUACUUAUUGAUAAUAUUAGAAAGCCUUUUAACCCUCAACUUAAUUCGAAUAGUACAUGUCCUAUGUAUGGUGAAAAUGAUUAUUCUGAACUUCAAUGUUAUAAUUUAGAUCAAUCAUUUCACCCUAUGCGAGAACAAGUGCAAGUAGCUCACAGUUUUAAUAGAAAUAGGGAAAAUUUUUCAAAUUCUUAUAAUCCUAAUUGGAGGAAUAAUUUUUCAUGGAGAGACCCAAAUAAUAUUCAAAAUCCAGAAGCACUUAGACCCAAUUCAAACUCUGAAUUUCGUCCAAAACAAGAAAAUAGAUUUCAGAAAAAUCAGCCCUCUCAAACCCAACCUGAUGCUAUGGAAAUGAUGCAGCAAAUGAGCCAAAUGAUGCAACAAACUAUGAAUCAAAUGAUGCAACAAACUAUGAAUCAAAUGAUGCUUCAUCAGAAACAAAUUAUAGAGGCUCUUGGGAAUAAGAGAGAAGAGGGACAGCUACCUAGUCAGCCCAUAGAAAAUUCAGAAAACUGUCCAACAGUAAGAUUUCAGCAAGAAGAGUCUAACUGGAUAAAUUUAGAAAAAAACCCACGAAAUGAAAAUGUUAGGACAGUGAAUACAUUGAGUGAGAAUAUUUUACCUGAUCCUUAUUUCCAAUUAUUAGAAGAAAUUGAUGAUCCAUUAGAAGUAAAUGAGGAUAUUAAGGGCAAAAAUAUAGUAGCAGAAAAUUUGAAUAAAAUCAUUUAUUGCUCACAAUUGAUGAAUGAAUAUAGUGAGGAUGAUGAGGAGAAAGAACCCUUAGAUGAAGAAACAGCGACUGAUCAUAGAAAAAUCAUCCAAAUUUCAGUAGAAGGGAGUAAGGACAGAAAUGAAGAAAAAUAUAUUUCAGGGGAGGAAAAAUCAAUUGAUUUGGGAGAUGUAGGAGACGAAAUUAAUGAAUCUAAUCAUAAUUUUGCAGCCAUGGAUGUUGAUUGUGAGGAUGAUGAUGUAUAUCAUAUACCAAAAUUAAAAGAUAGCUCUUGGGAAGAUGAAGAAUUUGAUGAGUUGAGAAACGAAAAGCUAGAAAAAGAAUUGAUUCAACUAAUGGGAACAAGCAAAAAUAAUAGAUGUGAAUAUAGAAAUAAUUUUGGAGGAGAAAAUUUGAAUUUUACUGAAUUCAUUAGAUCUGAGAUUAAAGAAGACAAUCCUUCCAUCCUUCAAAACCCACAGCCCAUUAAAAUUAUUUCUAAGCUUGAAAUAUUUCACUCCUCACAAAUUGAACAAAUAUGUAUGGAAGAUAAAAUGGAGCAGGGAAAGAUUAUGCAGAUAAAAUAAGACAUUAAGAAAUGGGUGAGUGGAAGAAUUAGAGAUACCAAUUUAGAUGAAAAAAUUUUAGAUUGGGCAAGAGCUAAUCUGAAAAUUAUACGGCCUGAUCACAUUUUAUGGUUUAUUAAUAGAAAGUAUUUAUUAAUGAAUGAGAGCCUAACAAAACAAGAUAGAAAUAAGGAAAGAUUCUUUUCAAAAUGGAAAUAUUAUUUUUGGGAAAAUUUUGUUAAUUUCCAUUUUGUUUUGGCUGAAAGUAUGUCAAGGUAUAUAUAUGAAGUAUAUGAAUUUAUGCUAAAUCUGAAAAAGAAUAUCAUAAAACUUACCUUGGGAUACAAAUAUAUUUUGAUGGCCAUAGAUCAGCUUAUAUGAUAUAAGAGCUGUCCAGCUGGAGACAUUAAAUUCAGCGCUGCAUGGGAGGCAACCCAUGGUUUUUAUUUCAUUUUUUAAGCUCUGUUUUUCUUAGAAUUUCGCAGUACUUGUUUCUGUAUUUGUUUUUCUUUCGAAAAAGUGCAGGAGUGUAAGAUGAAGUGGAAAAUUAAAAACGAGGUUGAGGUGAUGUCUUUCUGAGCUUCAUCAUUUAUGAAAAUAUUUUUAAUGUUUAACUUUGCAGAUAUGCAUGCUUCACUUGAAAAUUAUAUUUUCUGGAUAUUCUGUUUCGAGUUUUCUGUGUCAUUGAGGACAAUGUCAUUUUUAAGUUGGGGGGUGAAGUAUUCAUUAUUAAUUUAUGCUGUAGGACGAUUAAGAACAUGUGUUUGCAGUUUAUUCAACUUAGAACAGCAACUAAAAAAAUAAAAAUAAAAUAAAAUUCGGAAAAAUUGCAACAAUUUUCUGGUUUUCUGUCAGAAACAACAGACUGUCAAAAACAGCAGACAAAAAACAGCCCGAAAUUUGAAAUUCUAGAAGACCCUUUUCUCACAUUUCAAUCCCUUAGACAUAUAUUACUGAAAUUCGAAAUUACAGCUAUAAAGAAGAUAGUUUUGAUUUAUUUUUGACAAAUUUAUUGCUGCUAAAACUGAAAACAGAAAACAGAACUGUCAGAACUAUCUAAUUUACAAAUUCCUUACAUCAUAUUGCAUGCAUGAAAAAUUAAAUCAAUUAGAUUGAUUGAUACCAAAAGAUACUAGGAAGAUUAUUAUUGAAUCAAAAGAAUGAUCUAGUAGCAUGAAAUGUUGGAAUACUCCUUGGAUACAUGAUAGAUAACAUGGAUUUGAUUUUACAGAUUUUCACUUCAUGAUCUUGAUGGAUAAUAUUUACUUGAUGUGAAAAUUUGAUUGAUCAUUUGAGUUUAAUGGAGAUUUUUGCACCCUGAUCUAUAGGACUUGUGAGGAGAAAUCACUUAUUUCAAAAAAAAAAAAGAAAAAAAAAGAGAGAGCAAUGUGAAAAAUCUAGAAACGAAGAGUACACAUGGAGGGUGUGAGACAUCAUUCUCAUUGUCGAAAAUCGUGCAUAGAAAAACACUUGCUGAAAAAUAAGUGGAUAAAGUGAAAGCCCUGAAAAUGAAGAGUACACAUGGAGGGUGUGAGACAUCAUUCUUAUUGUCGAAGUUUGUCUACAGGAAAAGCUACUUAUCCACUAUAUAUAUAAAAAAAAAAAAGAAGGAAGAAAUAUAGUGCAAACUUCAAAAAUCAAGUCAUAGAAAAAGGGAAAUGUAAGAUCAAUAUUAUUCUUGGAUGAGUAUUGAUAAUUGGAACAUCUUGUAAAUACAUCUAUGAGUGAAGAAGUGAUAAAGAUGUGAAUAGAAGAAGUGAAGUCUAGAUUGUUAUUCCAAGGAGUGUUUAAACAUUUAAGUGCUUGACAUCAUUCUUAAAUACUUGAUAUAAGAAUCCAAAGUGUUUAAAGGUGCAUCAUUUCUAAUUGUAUUUCUUUUCUGUAUUGAAAUAUGAUGUUUGAGAUUUGUAAAUUUUUAUUUUCGUAAUUCCAUUGCUAAGGGACUAGAAAUGAUUUAAGUUGGGGGGUGUGAUAAGUCUUCAUUAUCAUGAGUUAAUAAUUAGUAAAUAAUAUAGUUUUAGCCUUAACUCAUGAUAAAUAGACUUAUAUUUGUGUUAAAGCAUGAAAAGUGGUUUUCAGUUGAUUAACGUGAAUUUUUGGGUAAUUAUGUGAUUUUAUACGAUUUUUACAGUCUUAGUUUUGAGAUAAAUGAAGAACAAGAAAUAAAAAUAAAAAUAUUGCAAAAUGGGGGGACUCGCCGGCCAGCCGGGCCCGCAAGCGGGUCGGAAGCGCAGUCAGGGAGUAGCCGCGAGCAGGGGCUCGAGCAGCUUGCUUGAAUCGAUAGGGGCACGUGUGCGCCACUCCCCUUCCACGUCACCGGUGGUCAGCCGGCUGUGGGGCAAGGAGUGGUCGUACACGAGAGAGGACUUUGCCUAGAAAGCUAACUUUACUAUAUAUUUGCCCGAAUAAUCUGCGUACAACCGAUGUGGGACUAAACCUUCAGGGGGGGCGACCGCCGCAGGUUGGAAUCCUCCCAGAGUCAAAAUUCAUAUAUUUUUAACUGAUUAUCACGACUUUCCUGCAGAUCGCCGGUGAAGGAUUAAGCAACCGGAAUCGCUGGAUCAUCGGCGAAAAUCUCGUCAACGCGAUUCGCGGAGCAUUGCUACUAAAAUUGUUGAACGAUUCGCGAUAAAAGGAUCGCAAUCCAUCGAGUAAAUCAUCUCCGAUUGAUCGACGAACAAGCCAUCGUCGGGAAGAGGACGAUCCGCCGGGAGACGAGUCGCCACCUCCUGAGAGCAUACCAGAUGCGAUGAAGAGCCUCCCCUUGCUGCGCGGACCUGAGGAUGAAGCUCCCUAACACGCGCCCCACCUCCAUCCAGCUCCUCUCUGUCGGGUGACAGCCGCCGGAGAGCCGCAAAGUCGCCGUUUUUCCGCUCCGCCGGGUGACAGCCGCCGGAGACGAUUCGACGACCCACUUCAUUGGUCUCUAGACUUCGCGAGAAGAUCUAGAAAUUGCCCACGUCGUCUUUGUCCAAGGAGAGCCUUCGAGGCCGUGGACACUGCACGACGAUCCUCCCGAACGCUCAGGAUUCCGGUGCAUCGCCGACGCAUCGCCGUCGCGACGCCGGAACUCUGUUUUCCUGCUUUAUCUAGAGAUUGCCCACGUCGUCUUUGUCCAAAGAGAGCCUUCGAGGCCGUGGACACUGCACGACGAUCCUCCCGAACGCUCAGGAUUCCGGUGCAUUGGCGACGCAUCGCCGUCGCGACGCCGGAACUCUGUUUUCCUGCUUUCAAUUUAAUUUACGCUUCAUUUAGUGAUACUUUGUUGAUUUUUAUUUACCAAACUAUACUUCGUUCAAUUACGAUUCUUCCGGCUUUUACAGAUCUUAAUUUGAUUAAUUGAGUCGUCUGUAAUCGCCUACGUAAGAAUCGCCGGGCGGAACUCUGUUUCCGCCUGAUUCGCGUUCGCUGGGCGCUGAUGCCAUCCUGACGUCCGCACCCUUAUUUCCUUUUCUUUUUGUGAAUUUUAAAUAUAUUUCCUUUUUAUUUCCUAGUAUAAAAUUCGUAAGAAAAUCGUACUCAUUGAGAAAAAUUCUGAAUAAUUACCAGAUAUUAUAUUACAUCCCUGUGAUCGAUCUGGAAAAUUACCGCUAUUUUUGGAAUUUUUAUUGAAUUAUAAUUGAUAUAUUUAUUUAGAAAUACUUCUAAAUAUCCGAAAAUUCGUAUUUUCUAGUUUUAUAAAUUUUAUAUUUGCGUGAUUUAACAUACAACGACUGAGUCACGUCAACGACCCUCCCGAACGCUCAGGAUUCCGGUGCAUCGCCGACGCGUCGCCGUCGCGACGCCGGAACUCUGUUUUCCUGCUUUAUCUAGAGAUUGCCCACGUCGUCUUUGUCCAAGGAGAGCCUUCGAGGCCGUGGACACUGCACGACGAUCCUCCCGAACGCUCAGGAUUCCGGUGCAUCGCCGACGCAUCACCGUCGCGACGCCGGAACUCUGUUUUCCUGCUUUCAAUUUAAUUUACGCUUCAUUUAGUGAUACUUUGUUGAUUUUAAUUUACUAAACUAUACUUCGUUCAAUUACGAUUCUUCCGGCUUUUACAGAUCUUAAUUUGAUUAAUUGAGUCGUCUGUAAUCACUUACGUAAGAAUCGCCGGGCGGAACUCUGUUUCCGCCUGAUUCGCGUUCGCCGGGCGCUGACGUCAUCCUGAUGUCCGCACCCUUAUUUCCUUUUUUUUCGUGAAUUUUAAAUAUAUUUCCUUUUUAUUUCCUAGUACAAAAUUCGUAAGAAAAUCGUACUCAUUGAGAAAAAUUCUGAAUAAUUACCAGAUAUUAUAUUACAUCCCUGUGAUCGACCUGGAAAAUUACCGCUAUUUUUGGAAUUUUUAUUGAAUUAUAAUUGAUAUAUUUAUUUAGAAAUACUUCUAAAUAUCUGAAAAUUCGUAUUUUCUAGUUUUAUAAAUUUUAUAUUUGCGUGAUUUAACAUACAACGACUGAGUCACGUCACUUAUAUAUGGAAAAACUUGUCAUCUUUUAGUUAAAAUUGAGCACAAGGCAUAUUGGGCUAUUAAAAAACUCAAUCUUUCAUUAGAUGAGGUUAGAAAGAAGAGGAUGCUUCAAUUUCAUGAGCUCCAAGAGUUAAGGAAUGAAGCAUUUGAGAAUUCAUUCAUCUUUAAAGAAAGGAUGGAAGCCUUCUAGGACAAGCAUAUCAAAAGGAAGGAAUUUCAUCCAAAUCAAAGACUAUGGUUAUACAAUUCUCGACUAAAACUCUUUUCAAGAAUGUUAAGGUCUAGAUGAGAUGGCCCCUUUAUGGUCCUUGAAGCUUAUGAAAAUAGGGCAAUUAAGGUUAUAAACCCUAAUAGUGGUAAAGAAUUCAUAGUGAAUGGUCAAUGGUUAAAACCAUAUAUAGAGUUUGAAUCUCAACCAUCUCCUACUUUAGAAGACUUUCAUGAUCCUUGACGUGACUCAGUCGUUGUAUAUUAAAUCACGCAAAUUUAAAAUUUAUAAAACUAGAAAAUACGAAUUUUCGGAUAUUUAGAAGUAUUUCAAAAUAAAUAUAUCAAUUAUAAUUCAAUACAAAUCCCAAAAAUAGUGGUAAUUUUCCAGGUCGAUCACAGGGAUGUAAUAUAAUAUCUGGUAAUUAUUCAGAAUUUUUCUCAAUGAGUACGAUUUUCUUACGAAUUUUAUACUAGGAAAUAAAAAGGAAAUAUAUUUAAAAUUCACAAAAAAAGAGGAAAUAAGGGUGCGGACGUCAGGAUGACGUCAGCGCCCGGCGAACGCGAAUCAGGCGGAAACAGAGUUCCGCCCGGUGAUUCUUAUGUAGGCGAUUACAGACGACUCAAUUAAUCAAAUUAAGAUCUGUGAAGGAUUACAGACGACGCAGGAAAACAGAGUUCCGGCGUCGCGACGGCGAUGCGUCGGCGAUGCACCGGAAUCCUGAGCGUUCGGGAGGAUCGUCGUGCAGUGUCCACGGCCUCGAAGGCUCUCCUUGGACAAAGACGACGUGGGCAAUCUCUAGAUAAAGCAGGAAAACAGAGUUCCGGCGUUGCGACGGCGACGCGUCGGCGAUGCACCGGAAUCCUGAGUGUUCGGGAGGGUCGUCGUACAGUGUCCACGGCCUCGAAGGCUCUCCUUGGACAAAGAUGACGUGGGCAAUCUCUAGAUCUUCUCGUGAAGUCUAGAGACCAAUGAAGUGGGUCGUCGUAUUGUCUCCGGCGGCUGUCACCCGGCGGAGCGGAAAAACGGCGACUUUGCGGCUCUCCGGCGGCUGUCACCCGACGGAGAGGGGCUGGAUGGAGGUGAGGCGUGUGUUAGGGAGCUUCAUCCUCAGGUCCGCGCAGCAAGAGGAGGCUCUUCAUCGCAUCUGGUACGCUCUCAAGAGGUGGCGACUGGUCUCCCGGCGGAUCGUCCUCUUCCCGACGACGGCUUGUUCGUCGAUCAAUCGGAGAUGAUUUACUCGAUGGAUUGCAAUCCUUUUAUCGCGAAUCGUUCAGAAAUUUUAGUAGCAAUGCUCCGCGAAUCGCGUUGACGAGAUUUUCGCCGAUGAUCUAGCGAUUCCGGUUGCUUAAUCCUUCACCGGCGAUCUGCAGGAAAGUCGCGAUAAUCAGUUAAAAAUAUAUGAAUUUUGACUCUGGGAGGAUUCGAACCUGCGGCGGUCGCCCGCCCCUGAAGGUUUAGUCCCACAUCGGUUGUACGCGGAUUAUUCGGGCAAAUAUAUAGUAAAGUUAGCUUUAUAGGCAAAGUCCUCUCGCGUGUACGACCACUCCUUGCCCCACAGCUGGUUGAUCACCGGUGACGUGGAAGGGGAGUGGCGCACACGUGCCCCUAUCGAUCCAAGCAAGCUGCUCGAGCCCCUGCUCGCGGCUACUCCCCGACUGCGCUUCCGACCCGCUUGCGGGCCCGGCUGGCCGGCGGGCCUCCCCAUUUUGCAAUAUUUUUAUUUUUAUUUCUUGUUCUUCGUUUAUCUCAAAACUAAGACUGUAAAAAUCGUAUAAAAUCACAUAAUUACCCAAAAAUUCACGUUAAUCAACUGAAAACCACUUUUCAUGCUUUAACACAAAUAUAAGUCUAUUUAUCAUGAGUUAAGGCUAAAACUAUAUUAUUUACUAAUUAUUAACUCAUGAUAAUGAAGACUUAUCACACCCCCCAACUUAAAUCAUUUCUAGUCCCUUAGCAAUGGAAUUACGAAAAUAAAAAUUUACAAAUCUCAAACAUCAUAUUUCAAUACAGAAAAGAAAUACAAUUAGAAAUGAUGCACCUUUAAACACUUUGGAUUCUUAUAUCAAGUAUUUAAGAAUGAUGUCAAGCACUUAAAUGUUUAAACACUCCUUGGAAUAACAAUCUAGACUUCACUUCUUCUAUUCACAUCUUUAUCACUUCUUCACUCAUAGAUGUAUUUACAAGAUGUUCCAAUUAUCAAUACUCAUCCAAGAAUAAUAUUGAUCUUACAUUUCCCUUUUUCUAUGACUUGAUUUUUGAAGUUUGCACUAUAUUUCUUCCUUCUUUUUUUUUUAUUUUUUUUAUAAAUAGUGGAUAAGUAGCUUUUCCUGUAGACAAAUUUCGACAAUAAGAAUGAUGUCUCACACCCUCCAUGUGUACUCUUCAUUUUCAGGGCUUUCACUUUAUCCACUUAUUUUUCAGCAAGUGUUUUUCUAUGCACGAUUUUCGACAAUGAGAAUGAUGUCUCACACCCUCCAUGUGUACUUUUCGUUUCUAGAUUUUUCACAUUGCUCUCUCUUUUUUUUUUUUUUUUUUUUUUUUUUCGAAAUAAGUGAUUUCUCCUCACAAGUCCUAUAGAUCAGGGUGCAAAAAUCUCCAUUAAACUCAAAUGAUCAAUCAAAUUUUCACAUCAAGAAAAUACUAUCCAUCAAGAUCAUGAAGUGAAAAUCUGCAAAAUCAAAUCCAUGUUAUCUAUCAUGUAUCCAAGGAGUAUUCCAACAUUUUAUGCUACUAGAUCAUUCUUUUGACUCAAUAAUAAUCUUCCUAGUAUCUUUUGGUAUCAAUCAAUCUAAUUGAUUUAAUUUUUCAUGCAUGUAAUAUGAUGUAAGGAAUUUGUAAAUUAGAUAGUUCUGACAAUUCCAUUUUCUAUUUUCAGUUCUAUUUUUAGCAGCAAUAAAUUUGUCAAAAAUAAAUCAAAACUAUCUUCUUUAUAGCUGUAAUUUCGAAUUUCAGUAAUAUAUAUCUAGGGGAUUGAAAUGUGAGAAAAGGGUCUUCUAGAAUUUCAAAUUUCGGGCUGUUUUUUGUCUGCUGUUUUUGACAGUCUGUUGUUUCUGACAGAAAACCAGAAAAUAGAUGUUGCAAUUUUUCCGAAUUUUAUUUUAUUUUUAUUUUUUUAGUUGCUGUUCUAAGUUGAAUAAAAUGCAAACACAUGUUCUUAAUCGUCCUACAGCAUAAAUUAAUAAUGAAUACUUCACCCCCCAACUUAAAAAUGACAUUGUCCUCAAUGACACAGAAAACUCGAAACAGAAUAUGCAGAAAAUAUAAUUUUCAAGUGAAGCAUGCAUAUCUGCAAAGUUAAGUAUUAAAAAUAUUUUCAUAAAUGAUGAAGCUCAGAAAGACAUCACCUCAACCUCGUUUUUACUUUUCCACUUCAUCUUACACUCCUCCUCCUGCACUUUUUCGAAAGAAAAACAAACACAGAAACAAGUACUGCGAAAUUCUAAGAAAAACAGAGAUCAAACAAAAUGAAAUAAAAACCAUGGGUUGCCUCCCAUGCAGCGCUGAAUUUAAUGUCUCCAGCUGGACUCCUUGAUCUUACUCUUGAAUUUCUUUUAAUAAUAAAAUUUCUUUUUCUGCAAGGCGUUCAUGUUCUAUGUAAUGUUUAAGCCGCUGUCCAUUUACCUUAAAGUUAUGAUCACUUUUAGGAUCUUUAAUCAUUACAGCCCCAUGAUCAAAUGUCUCUUCCACCACAUAAGGCCCUUUCCAUUUUGAUUUUAAUUUUCCUGGGAAUAAUUUCAGCCUAGAAUCAUAUAACCACACUUUUUGUCCAACAUCAAAUUUUUUUCUGCUAAUGUAUUUAUCAUGAAAAGUUUUAGUUUUUUCUUUAUAUAUUCUAUGAUUUUCAUAAGCUUCAUUCCUCAACUCCUCUAGUUCAUGUAACUGAAAAAUUCUAUGCCCACCAGCUGAUUUUUCAUCCAUACAUAAAUUUUUUAUAGCCCAUAAUGCUUUAUGCUUUAUUUCCACAGGAAGAUGACAUGGCUUUCCAAAAAUGAGACGAAAUGGGGACAUACCUAUGGGAUUUUUAUAAGCUGUUCUAUAAGCCCAUAAUGCAUCUUGUAAUUUCGUGGGCCAAUCUUUCCUAUCUGGUCUAACUAUUUUUCUCAAAAUUCUCUGAAUUUCCCUAUUUGCUACUUCAGCUUGCCCAUUUGUUUGGGGAUGAUAUGGAGUGGCUACUCUAUGGUGUACUCCAUUCUUUUUCAACAGUUCUCUGAAAUUUUUAUUUGUAAAAUGUGUUCCUCCAUCACUAAUAAUCACUCUAGGACAUCCAAAUCUCGAAAAAAUAUUUUCCUGCACAAAUUUCAUCACGAUUUUAUGAUCAUUAGUUCUAGUAGGAAUAGCUUCCACCCACUUCGACACAUAAUCAACAGCAAGCAAAAUAUAUUCAUAUUUUUCAGCUGAUGGGAAGGGACCCAUGAAAUCUAUUCCCCAUACAUCAAAAAUUUCGACUACUAACAUAUUACUCAUGGGCAUUUCAUCUUUUUUACUCAUGUUACUUAUAGAUUGGCAUGAAAUACAUGUUCUACUAAAUUCUAUAGAAUCUCUAAUGAUUGUAGGCCAAUAAAAACCACACUGGAAAAUUUUUGCAGCUGUUUUUCGUCCAGAGAAAUGUCCUCCACAGUUAGAUGAAUGACACAUGUUAAUAAUGCUAUGAUAUUCUUCUUCAGGAACACAUCUCCUUAAAAUUUGAUCAUUGCCCAAGUAAUAUAAAUCAGGAUCAUGCCAAAAAUAAUUUCUAAUCUUAGAAAAGAAAUAAUUUUUUCUGUUCUUAUCCCACUGUUCUGGAGUUUUUCCAGAAACCAGAAAAUUAACAAUAUGUGCAUACCAUGGUGAUGGUUGAUGUUGAGCUGCCAUCAAUUGUUCAUCUGGAAAUGCGUCUUGUAAAGGUGCUGCAUUUAUUCCUGUAUCACUUAAUCUAGAAAGAUGGUCAGCAACAACAUUCUCGAAACCCUUUUUAUCUUUUAUUUCUAAGUCAAAUUCUUGCAACAAUAAAAUCCAUCUUAAUAAACGUGGCUUUGCAUCUUUCUUAUUUAACAGAUAUUUUAAUGCUGCAUGAUCAGUAUAAAUAAUAAUUUUAGCUCCCAAAAUAUAUGAUCUAAACCUUUCUAACGAAAAUACUACAGCUAACAAUUCUUUUUCAGUCGUGGUAUAAUUUAAUUGAGCAUCAGAUAUAGUUUUACUAGCAUAUGAAAUUACUAUGGGUUUUGACUCUUUUGUUUGUCCUAGAACAUCCCCCACUGCAUAAUUCGAUGCGUCACACAUUAUUUCAAAGGGAAGGGACCAAUCAGGAGCUUGUAAAAUGGGUGCCUCAGUAAGUAAUCUUUUUAUUUCGGAAAAAGACUCAAAACAUUUCUCAUCAAAAUUAAAAGGCACAUCUUUAGAUAAUAGCAUGGUGAGAGGUUUAGAAAUUUUCGAAAAAUCUUGAAUAAAUUUUCUGUAAUAACCUGCAUGACCCAAGAAAGAUCUAAUCUGUUUUACUGAAUUCGGGGGUUUCAUUUUAGAUAUAAUAUCGAUUUUUGCUCUAUCCACCUCUAAACCCUUUUCACUCACAAUAUGACCCAACACAACUCCCUCUUUAACCAUAAAAUGUGAUUUCUCCCAACUCAAAACUAAUUUUUUCUCUAUGCAUUUCUCAAGUACAUGCUGUAAAUGAUUUAAGCAUUCAUCAAAUGAUUCACCAAAAACAGAAAAAUCGUCCAUAAAAAUUUCCAUGCAUUUUCCAAUCAUAUCAGAAAAAAUAGACAGCAUACAUCUUUGAAAUGUGGCUGGAGCAUUACACAGACCAAAAGGCAUGCGUUUAAAAGCAAAAGUACCAAAUGGACAAGUGAAAGUUGUUUUUUCUUGAUCUAAAGGGUUUAUAUAAAUUUGAUUAUAACCAGAGUAUCCAUCCAGAAAACAAAAAAAGUUUUUUCCAGCUAAUUUUUCUAAAAUUUGAUCAGUAAAUGGUAGGGGAAAAUGAUCUUUUCUAGUAACUGAAUUUAAUUUUCUAUAAUCAAUGCAAACUCUCCAACCGGUAGUUAGUCUUGUUUGUAUUUCCUCCCCAUUUUCGUUUUUUAUAACCGUGAUCCCUGAUUUUUUUGGCACUACUUGUGUAGGACUAACCCAUUUGCUAUCUGAAAUAGGGUAAAUAAUAUCAGCAGCCAGCCACUUUAAAAUUUCUUUUUUUACAAUUUCCAUCAUGUUAGGAUUUAAUCUUCGUUGUGGUUCCCUGCUAGUUCUAGCCCCCUCCUCUAAAUAUAUACUAUGCAUGCAUACUCUCAUAUCAAUGCCCCUUAGAUCGUCCAUUUUCCAGCCCAUAGCCUUCUUAUUUUUUCGAAGUACAUCUAAUAAUUCUUCUUCCUGUUCAUUACUCAAAUCAGCUGCAAUAAUAACAGGAAAUGAAUUAUUUUCCUCCAAAAACAUAUAUUUUAAACUAGAGGGGAGAGGUUUCAACUCUAAAUUCAGAUGAUCUUCCUCUUUCUUUUCUUCUAAAUUUAUAUUCUCUAUUUCCUCUAAUUCUUCCAGCACACAGUCAUCAAUAACAUCUGGAUCAUCAAAAUCAUCUAGAAGAUCUAUGGUAUGACAAUCAUAUACUUGGGAUUUCUUAAGAUCAUUUGAUACCUCAAAAAUUUUAAUUUCUACUGAUUGAUCUCCACAUGAAAUUUUCGCAAUACCUGUGGGAAAAUCAAUAUUCAUCUUUGCUGUAUGCAAAAAUGGUCUCCCUAGGAUGAUUGGUGUAUCAUAAAACUGUCCAUUAAAAUCCAUUUCCAGCACUACAAAAUCAGCUGGAAAUUUACACCCUUUAACUGUCACUAUCACAUUUUCUAAGAUACCUUUAGGAUGUUUUAUGGAUCUAUCAGCAAAUUGUAAGGUAACAGUAGAAGGUUUAAGAUCAGAAAUAUUAAAUUUAUCACAAAUACUUGCAGGUAAUAAAUUAAUACUAGCACCGGUGUCAAGUAAUGCAUUCUGAAAAAUGAAUCCACCAAUAUCACACGAAAUUAAAGGAGCACCUGUAUCUCUCAAUUUAAAUGGUAAUUGAUUUAAUAAUAACGCACUAGCAUGCAUAGAUAAUUUUUCUACUCUAGGUGCCCUUUUUGGUGUACACAUUUCUUUCAAAACUCUAGCAUAUUCAGGAAUAUGUUCAAUGGCAGUGAGUAAAGGAAGACUAAUUUGCACAUCUUGUAAAAUUUUCUUUAUUUCUUCAUUGUGUUCCUUUUUCUUUCUUUGUCUAGGCUCUAGAGCUUUAGGAAAUGGAAUGGUUGUCCUCUCUUUCGAAAUUUCUUUGGUAGAAUCUAUAAAAUCCUCUUCUACUCCUAUUUGAUUUUGUUUUGGGUUGUCCACAUUUUCUUUUUCUUCUAAUGUUUGGGGAUAAGGAUCAGGUAAGAUCUUACCACUCCUUAAUGCAUUCACUGUCCUAACAUUUUCAUUUCGUGGGUUUUUUCCUAGAUUCAUGCUACUAGACUCCCCAUGCUGAAAUCCUAUUGUUGGGCGGUUCCCUGGAUUUUCUAUGGGCUGACUAGGUAGCUGUCCCUCUUCUCUCUUAUUCCCAAGGGCCUCUAUAAUUUGUUUCUGGUGCUGCAUCAUUUGAUUCAUAGUUUGUUGCAUCAUUUGAUUCAUAGUUUGUUGCAUCAUUUGGCUCAUUUGCUGCAUCAUUUCCAUAGCAUCAGGUUGGGUUUGAGAGGGCUGAUUUUUCUGAAAUCUAUUUUCUUGUUUUGGACGAAAUUCAGAGUUUGAAUUGGGUCUAAGUGCUUCUGGAUUUUGAAUAUUAUUUGGAUCUCUCCAUGAAAAAUUAUUCCUCCAAUUAGGAUUAUAAGAAUUUGAAAAAUUUUCCCUAUUUCUAUUAAAACCGUGAGCUACUUGCACUUGUUCUCGCAUAGGGUGAAAUGAUUGAUCUAAAUUAUAACAUUGAAGUUCAGAAUAAUCAUUUUCACCAUACAUAGGACAUGUACUAUUCGAAUUAAGUUGAGGGUUAAAAGGCUUUCUAAUAUUGUCAAUAAGUAAAUCAAUUUUUUCUAAUCUUUGAUUAAUCUGAUUAACCUCAUUUCUAAGUUUAGAAUCAUCAUCAUGAUGCAAUUCAUAAAUUUCUCUCUUCAUUUCCUUGUCAUAUAAUUCAAAAGAGGCUUGAUCUCUAGAAUUUUCACUUAAAUUCUCAUAAAGACUGUAAAUCUCAUCAGGAGUUUUCUCCAUAAAAGCUCCUCCACAUAUAGAAUCAACCAUAUUUCUAUGUUGUUCUAAUAAUCCAUCAUAAAAAAUUCUAUUGAGUUGCCACUUGGGUAUAGCAUGAUGAGGACACUUUCUAAGUAAAUCCUUGAAUUUUUCCCAUGUCUCAUGCAAAGUUUCUCCUGGUCUUUGAGAAAAACUCCAUAUAUGUUUUCUCAUAUUUUGAGUUUUUCCUAAGGGAUAAAAUUUUCAAAGAAAGGCCUGUUCUAUAUCUUUCCAGCUAGUUAAUUCUCUAUCCAAUGUGGAUAGCCAAUGACUAGCUUUGUCCCUAAGUGUAUGAGGGAAUAAUUUCAUCUUAAUAAUUUCCGGUGUAACUUGAGGGAGAUUAACUAAAUCACAGACCAUAUGAAAUUUUUCUAAGUGCUGAUGAGGUUCCUCUAAAGGCAAUCCAUGAAAAUUAGGGAGCAUUUGAAAAAUUCCUGAAUUUAUUUCGAAUUUAACAGUGGGUGCUAAUGGGACUCUAAUAUUGGAUGCUCUUUGAAAUGAAUCAGGGAUAUAAUGAUUUUUCAUGGCCAUAGGAUUGUUCUCAGUUUGACCUGUACUUCCUUCAAGAUCCAUCAAAAUUAAUUUUUCUUUCGGAUUUUUCUUUUUGAAUGAAAUAAUGAAAGGAUUUUCUAGCCUUGGAUGCAAGGAUCUUCUACCAUGCAUAAAAAUCAAUAAAUUCGAGGGAAAAAGUUAGUAACUGUUACCCUCCUUCAGGAUGCUCCAGUCCUUGCCGUGCUUCUUUUCGUUCCCUUUUUCUAAUAAAAAUCAGCAAAAAGAAAAUAAAACAAGAGUAAAGUUUUUUUUUUUUUUUUUUUUUUUUGUGUACUCUAAGAGAAAAACAGAAAAAUACUAAAUAUUAUUCAAUACAUCCCCGGCAACGGCGCCAAAAUUUGACGUGACUCAGUCGUUGUAUAUUAAAUCACGCAAAUUUAAAAUUUAUAAAACUAGAAAAUACGAAUUUUUGGAUAUUUAGAAGUAUUUCAAAAUAAAUAUAUCAAUUAUAAUUCAAUACAAAUCCCAAAAAUAGUGGUAAUUUUCCAGGUCGAUCACAGGGAUGUAAUAUAAUAUCUGGUAAUUAUUCAGAAUUUUUCUCAAUGAGUACGAUUUUCUUACGAAUUUUAUACUAGGAAAUAAAAAGGAAAUAUAUUUAAAAUUCACAAAAAAAAAGAGGAAAUAAGGGUGCGGACGUCAGGAUGACGUCAGCGCCCGGCGAAUGCGAAUCAGGCGGAAACAGAGUUCCGCCCGGCGAUUCUUACGUAAGCGAUUACAGACGACUCAAUUAAUCAAAUUAAGAUCUGUAAAAGCCGGAAGAAUCGUAGUUGAAUGAAGUAUAGUUUGGUAAAUAAAAAUCAACAAAGUAUCACUAAAUGAAGCGUAAAUUAAAUUGAAAGCAGGAAAACAGAGUUCCGGCGUCGCGACGGCGACGCGUCGGCGAUGCACCGGAAUCCUGAGCGUUCGGGAGGGUCGUCGUGCAGUGUCCACGGCCUCGAAGGCUCUCCUUGGACAAAGACGACGUGGGCAAUCUCUAGAUAAAGCAGGAAAACAGAGUUCCCGUGUCGCGACGGCGACGCGUCGGCGAUGCACCGGAAUCCUGAGCGUUCGGGAGGGUCGUCGUGCAGUGUCCACGGCCUCGAAGGCUCUCCUUGGACAAAGACGACGUGAGCAAUCUCUAGAUCUUCUCGUGAAGUCUAGAGACCAAUGAAGUGGGUCGUCGAAUCGUCUCCGGCGGCUGUCACCCGGCGGAGCGGAAAAACGGCGACUUUGCGGCUCUUCGGCGGCUGUCACCUGACGGAGAGGAGCUGGAUGGAGGUGAGGCGCAUGUUAGGGAGCUUCAUCCUCAGGUCCGCGCAGCAAGAGGAGGCUCUUCAUCGCAUCUGGUACGCUCUCAGGAGGUGGCGACUGGUCUCCCGGCGGAUCGUCCUCUUCCCGACGACGGCUUGUUCGUCGAUCAAUCGGAGAUGAUUUACUCGAUGGAUUGCGGUCCUUUUAUCGCGAAUCGUUCAGAAAUUUUAGUAGCAAUGCUCCGCGAAUCGCGUUGACGAGAUUUUCGCCGAUGAUCCAGCGAUUCCGGUUGCUUAAUCCUUCACCGGCGAUCUGCAGGAAAGUCGCGAUAAUCAGUUAAAAAUAUAUGAAUUUUGACUCUGGGAGGAUUCGAACCCGCGGCGGUCGCCCGCCCCUGAACAAGGUGUGACGCGGGUUUAGUCCCACAUCGGUUGUGCGCGGAUUAUUCGGGCGAAUAUAUAGUAAAGUUAGUUUUGUAGGCAAAAUCCUCUCGCGUGUACGACCACUCCUUGCCCCACAGCCGGCUGACCACCGGUGACGUGGAAGGGGAGUGGCGCACACGUGCCCCCUAUCGAUCCAAGCAAGGUGCUCGAGCCCCUGCUCGCGGCUAAUCCCCGACUGCGCUUCCGACCCGCUUGCGGGCCCGGCUGGCCGGCGGGUCUCCCUAUUUUGCAAUAUUUUUAUUUUUAUUUCUUGUUCUUCGUUUAUCUCAAAACUAAGACUGUAAAAAUCGUAUAAAAUCACAUAAUUACCCAAAAAUUCACGUUAAUCAACUGAAAACCACUUUUCAUGCUUUAACACAAAUAUAAGUCUAUUUAUCAUGAGUUAAGGCUAAAACUAUAUUAUUUACUAAUUAUUAACUCAUGAUAAUGAAGACUUAUCAAUCCUCCUAAUGACCACUUUUAGAUCAUACUUUGAGCACUAGAACCAUUUAGUUAAUAGCUUCUUGUUUACUUCAUUUACUUUGUUUUGCUUUGUUGUUUUUAUUAUCUUAUUUUCCUAAAAGGCUACUUAAUAGCUCUAAGAUCUAAUAAUUAUUUUGAGGCUGUAAAGCUCACGUUAGCAUGUGAAGGACUUCAAGAUAGGGCUUCUUAAUCAAGACAUUAUCGAAGAGGAUCAAAUACACAUUUGAUUCAAAACCUACAACUCAACAUUUGACUAAGAUGAGAGCAAACCUAAUAAGGGGUUCACUAAAUCCUUCUUUUUUUAUCUUUUCAUCUUGUCUAAUAUUAGAUAUUAUUAUAAAUUGAGCAGAUUUUUCAAGAUACAAUGCUGAUCAAGUCAACCUCUUUGAGGCAUAAAGAGGGCAAAGUCAACAACAAGGGAGUUUAAUUAUCCAUUGUUUAUCCUCUGACUCUUUUUAUUUUUUCUUGUAUGAGGGACCAUACAUGCUUAAGUAGGGGGGAGGAUUGUUUAUUGAAUUUUUUAAAAAACAUUUACGAUCAUUUCAUUAAUAAUGAUGUCUUGCUUUGAAAAGAAAUCUUUUAAGAACCCCACCUUAGAUCAUUUGUUCACAUUAGGACAAGGAAGUUAGAUUUAGGAGUUAGACUCUUUGAGUGGAUCAUGCUCACACUUGAAUGGGAUGUAUAUCAAACAAUGGUUUAGACAAACCAAGAAAAAACUUGAAUAGUUAGUUACAUAGGUGGUAGGGAACAUAGUGGAGGGAGAAAGAAUUGAAAAAUCAGAAGGUAGAAGUACUAUCAUCUCGUGUGGAGACUUAGCCCUUUAAAGACAUUAUUCUCCUUCAUUUAGCCAAGAUCUUGCCUAGAUGUCCUAGAGUUCAUAAGUCACUAAGUUUCAUCUCAUUGAGGUACUAAGUAAGGAGAUCACCAAGUUCUGUCCAUAGAACUAUUUGUUCUUCUUUUUCUUGUUUUAUUUUCAUCUAUUCAUCCAUCCACACUAUGAGCCUUAAUCUCCUUCAGUCAACUAUUAUCCUCACAUCCAUCUUGACACUUUAUGUAAUUCACUAUCUUUUCUUGUUUUCUUCAUAUCUUCCCAUGACAUGUAUUUGUUUGCAUCAUCUCCAUAAUUAGGGUUUCUCAUGUUCUUCUCGUCUAUUGAUCCAAAUGUAUUGUAUAUUCCAUGCUUUUGUUUUUAAGCUGUUUGAAAAAAAAGAGAAAAAAGAGAAAAAAGAGAAAAAAGAGAAAAAAAAAUUAAAAAUUAAUAUAUAUAUAUAAAGAGAGUAAAAAAUAAAAUCAAGGAGGCAAUGUUAUUUGGGACCUUUUUGUCCUAUUUUCUUCCUCUUCUCUACUUAGUAGAUAUGGAGAUGCAUGCACUCCUCAUUUCACAGCUAGUACUUAAUAUCUACAUUGGGUAUCUAAUAUGAGUUCAUCCAUUAUGAGCAUCAUUUUUACUUUUAUCUUUAUUCAUCUCUACCAAGUUAUGUCAACCCACCAUUAUUCAAUUCAUCAUCACAUAGCUCUAGACCUAAUUCACUACCCAUAUCUUUUAUCCAUGGCCUUCAACCACCAUCAAUACUGUCUUUCACUUUCUCUUCAUUGUCAUACAUCUUUUCACAUUCUUCUGAAUUUUAUGCCCAUGAGUAGGAGGAGGUGCUCUUCUUGUAAUAGGCCAAGAGGUGAGCAUGAACUUAGUGUGAACUAUUAAGUAUCUAGGUAGCCACCAAAAAGAAAGAGAGUGCAUGAUUCUCUCAUUGAGAGCCUAUGUUACAACACGUAUUUGAAGGGUUAAGGUGAUAGUAUGAUACCUAGAGGAAAGUAAGUUCACAUCAACCUUGAUUAGUCACUCCUUUAUCCUCUAUGUACUCAAUCAAGUGGAUAGUGUCUAGAUUAAAGGGUGUGCAUGAUGCUUUAAACGCUUCACUUCCAUACUAUAUUAACGUAGGUGAAUGAAUGAUCUAAGAUUGGACAUAAAGAGACUAGCAAUAAUCUAAGUGGGUAUGAUGAUAUGCUAAAACUACUCUUUAAUUACCUUAAAGUGAAUAUAUUUUAAGAUCAAAUGUUUUAUUUUAGUAUGUUAUUAUUUAUAAAAUAGCUAAAUAAUAACUUUAUAAUGAUUCUAAGAAUUUUUCCUAAUUUAAAAAUAUUCUCAGAUUGUUUAUGACUUUGUUUUGAAUUUAUUUUGAUAUAUUUAAGUCAUGAAGAUAUUUAAGUGUUUAGGGAAAUAGAUAUAUUUUAUUUCACACAUUCUAGGGGCUUUUCUGUAAUUUUCUGUAGUGAACGACAUGUGUCAGCUACUAGAGUUUUAUUUGACAUGCCAUCAUAUGUAAUGUGGCGGCACCAUGAUUACUUAAUUCAUGAAUAUUUUAUUUAAGCUGCAAUUAUGUGGAAUGCAAGAACUUGAGGUAUCACACAUGGAAGGUGAGAAGAUGUUGACCUCUAGUCAAGAUUGUGCCUCUUAUUUCUGUGGUUAAGGACAUCUUGUCACUAAAAGUGACAGUUAAGAACAUCUCAUCACUAAAAGUGGUAAUUAAUAACGUCUUGUCACCAAAAGCAGUGGUUAAGCACAUCUUCUCACCAAAAGAGAUGAUUAUGUCUUUCCACCAAAAGUAGUGGUUAAGCAUGUCUUGUCACAAAAAGUGGCCGUUAAGCAUGUCUCCCACCAAAAGUGGCAGCUAAGCAUGUUCUCCCACGAAAAGUAGUAGUUAAGCACAAUCUCCCACCAAAAGUGGCAAUUAAGUAUGUCUCAUCACCGAAAAGUGAUAGUUAAGCACGUUCUCCCACCAAAAAUAGUAGUUAAGCACAUUCUCCCACCAAAACUAGUGGUUAAACACAUCUCAUCACCAAAAAGUGGUGGUUAAAUACAUCUUGUCACCAUAAGCAGUAGUUAAAGACAUCUCUUUUCAAUUGUCACCUUUCAGUAGUUCUUUUGAGGCGUGAUCUUCAAGACAUCCUCUUUACAUCCCCACAUUCGGAUCAAAUCAGCUUCAAGAAGAUGUAAAAAUGAAGGAGAGGAGCUAAAGGUAUUUUGAGAAAGGGCUAAGGGUAUUUUGAGAAAUUUUACUACUUAUAUGUAUCCCUUUCACCCUCUUUCUUUCUCAUCUUUUUGGAAGGAGCUCCAACAAUGGUUGGCCGAAGUGAAAUAAUUUCUAUUCUAAAGAUUCAUUCUUCUUCCCCUUUUGUAUAUUCUUGAGUGAUCAAGAGAAGCCUUAAGGGAAAAGUUGAGUGUUGGAGAUUGAGUUGUAAGAAGUAAAGUGCUGGAGAUCAACCUGUUGGAGUAAACUAUCUGACCUUGGUGAUAGAUAAAGGCCUAGGUUGAGCAAUCUUCUACUCAUAUUGAGUUGAGCAACCCCUAGGUCAACCCUAAUCUAGGGUUUUCUUCAUCACAUCUCAUUUCACUCAUAUUUCUCAUCUCCUACUCAUCUCUCAUCUCUCUUUCUCCUGUCCAUUUUCUAACCUAUUUCUUCUCAUUACUUAGGAUUUCUUAAGAUUAUUAAUUUUUCUCUUUGUGGUUCAACCCCUAUCUUACCCUCUCUACUUAUUAGAUUGAUUAGUAGUGGAAAUAUAUAUAGUUUUAGAUAACCUCACUUAGGACCUAUGACAUCCCAAGUCUUGAGUUAUCACCACAUAAUUAAAUUUGAGGAAAAAUUAGGCUGUUAAGGAGGAGAUACAAAUAUUAACAUUAUCCCCAACCACGACAUAGGGAAGCAUAGUAGGAUCUAGAGUAGAAGUAGGAAAACAAAUUAACAACUUGGAAGCCAAAGGUGAUAACUCUACAAGGGCGCCAAGAAGAAAAAAGGAUAAAAGAAACCCAAAAGGAUACAAUAGUAGAGAGGGAAAAAAAGAAAUUGAAGGGUGAUAAGUCUUCAUUAUCAUGAGUUAAUAAUUAGUAAAUAAUAUAGUUUUAGCCUUAACUCAUGAUAAAUAGACUUAUAUUUGUGUUAAAGCAUGAAAAGUGGUUUUCAGUUGAUUAACGUGAAUUUUUGGGUAAUUAUGUGAUUUUAUACGAUUUUUACAGUCUUAGUUUUGAGAUAAAUGAAGAACAAGAAAUAAAAAUAAAAAUAUUGCAAAAUGGAGGGAUCCGCCGGCCAGCCGGGCCCGCAAGCGGGUCGGAAGCGCAGUCGGGGAGUAGCCGCGAGCAGGGGCUCGAGCGGCUUGCUUAGAUCGAUAGGGGCACGUGUGCGCCACUCCCCUUCCACGUCACCGGUGUCAGCCGGCUGUGGGGCAAGGAGUGGUCGUACACGCGAGAGGACUUUGCCUAGAAAGCUAACUUUACUAUAUAUUCGCCGGAAUAAUCCGCGCACAACCGAUGUGGGACUAAAUCCACCUUGUUCAGCGGCGGGCGACCGCCGCGGAUUCGAAUCCUCCCAGAGUCAAAAUUCAUAUAUUUUUAACUGAUUAUCGCGACUUUCCUGCAGAUCGCCGGUGAAGGAUUAAGCAACCGGAAUCGCUGGAUCAUCGGCAAAAAUCUCGUCAACGCGAUUCGUGGAGCAUUGCUACUAAAAUUUCUGAACGAUUCGCGAUAAAAGGAUCGCAAUCCAUCGAGUAAAUCAUCUCCAAUUGAUCGGCGAACAAGCCGUCGUCGGGAAGAGGACGAUCCGCCGGGAGACCAGUCGCCACUUCCUGAGAGCGUACCAGAUGCGAUGAAGAGCCUCCUCUUGCUGUGCGGACCUGAGGAUGAAGCUCCCUAACACGCGCCUCACCUCCAUCCAGCCCCUCUCCAUCGGGUGACAGCCGUCGGAGAGCCGCAAAGUCGCCGUUUUUCCGCUCCGCCGGGUGACAGCCGCCGGAGACGAUUCGACGACCCACUUCAUUGGUCUCUAGACUUCGCGAGAAGAUCUAGAGAUUGCCCACGUCGUCUUUGUCCAAGGAGAGCCUUCGAGGCCGUGGACACUGCACGACGACCCUCCCGAAUGCUCAGGAUUCCGGUGCAUCGCCGACGCGUCGCCGUCGCGAUGCCGGAACUCUGUUUUCCUGCUUUAUCUAGAGAUUGCCCACAUCGUCUUUGUCCAAGGAGAGCCUUCGAGGCCGUGGACACUGCACGAUGACCCUCCCAAACGCUCAGGAUUCCGGUGCAUCGCCGACGCGUCGCUGUCGCGACGCCGGAACUCUGUUUUCCUGCUUUAUCUAGAGAUUGCCCACGUCGUCUUUGUCCAAGGAGAGCCUUCGAGGCCGUGGACACUGCACGACGACCCUCCCGAACGCUCAGGAUUCCGGUGCAUCGCCGACGCAUCGCCGUCGUGACGCCGGAACUCUGUUUUCCUGCUUUCAAUUUAAUUUACGCAUCAUUUAGUGAUACUUUGUUGAUUUUUAUUUACCAAACUAUACUUCGUUCAAUUACGAUUCUUCCGGCUUUUACAGAUCUUAAUUUGAUUAAUUGAGUCGUCUGUAAUCGCCUACGUAAGAAUCGCCGGGCGGAACUCUGUUUCCGCCUGAUUCGCGUUCGCCGGGAGCUGACGUCAUCCUGACGUCCGCACCCUUAUUUCCUCCUUUUUUUUUGUGAAUUUUAAAUAUAUUUCCUUUUUAUUUCCUAGUAUAAAAUUCGUAAGAAAAUCGUACCCAUUGAGAAAAAUUCUGAAUAAUUACCAGAUAUUAUAUUACAUCCCUGUGAUCGACCUGGAAAAUUACCACUAUUUUUGGGAUUUUUAUUGAAUUAUAAUUGAUAUAUUUAUUUUGUAAUACUUCUAAAUAUCCGAAAAUUCGUAUUUUCUAGUUUUAUAAAUUUUAAAUUUGCGUGAUUUAAUAUACAACGACUGAGUCACGUCAAAGGGCAACACAAUAGUUAUAUCAAGUAGGUCAAAGACAAAUGAGGUAUUGGAGAGAGAAGAUUCGGAUAACAUGAUAUUUUCAUACUAGAGGUGAACUACUAGGGGUAGGAGAAGGUUGUAUGACUAAAUGAUAGGAAGAUUUAGUUCACAUUGGAUACAAAUAUUUAGUUUUUUGAUUUAAAAUUGUAGAUGAAUAGGUAAUAUCUUCACCUAUAAUAGAAUUAGAAAGUUAAUUAACUAAUUUAAUAUAUAAAUAUUAGUUAUAAUAGAUCCCAUAAUAGAAAAUGAAAGAAUAGAAUAGAUCAAAAUAGAGAUAUGAAUGGAUAAAAUGUAAUACACUAUGCAAACAUAUUUGAACAUUUUAGAAAGAAAUAGUGGAGAAAAUUUUACCCAAGACCAUGAACAAUUCACCUCCUUAAAUUUGAAAAUCAAUAGAAUAGAUGACAAAUUUAUGAUUGUGUAUACCUCAUAUGAAGUAGAAGAAAAGAGAGCUUUGGGAGAUCCUUAUGGAAUACUCCUAAAGUUUCGAGUUACCAUGGGUGGUAGGAGGGGACAGGAACAUAAUAAGGAACCUUUCAGAGAAAGUGGGAGGGGCCACCCCAAGUAUACUAUUAAUUAAUAAAUUCAAUUAAUUUAAUGAAUUCAUACAAAAUACAAACUUAUGGAAUCAAAACAUGAGGGGAACAUAAUGCUUGGUGUAAUGGAGCCAAGAGGUGCAGCAAAAUAUACCAAAGAUUGUACAGAUGCCUAGUAAAUGUCAUUUCCUAUCAUCAUACCCAUUAGUAGUAAUUUACCUCUCAUUGCUCUUAAGUCGUUCUUAUUAAGAUCAUUAAUUUUAAAUUUAUAAAUUGAUUUUUGUAGGAAUAGUUUCUUCAUAAAUUAGUAGAAAACCAAGUCAAACAUAAGGAAAAUUUUGAAUUAGUUAAUGUAUAUUAAUUAAUAUUUAUAUUUUGAUAUGUUUACUCUUUAAAAUUCAAUAGCAAUGAACACAUAAAUUAUGAAGAGGAAAAAAUUCAUAAUUAGGUUAAUACAUGAUGGUUGGCAAAGAUGAUUCUUGAUAAGUCUUCAUUAUCAUGAAUUAAUAAUUAAUAAAUAAUAUAUUUUUAUCUUUAACUCAUGAUGAAUAGACAUAUUUAUAUUAAAUUAUAAAAAAAAGUUUUUAGUUGAUUAAUGUGAAUUUUUGGCUAAUUAUGUGAUUUUAUAUGAAUUUAUAUGAAUUUUUUUUUUGAGAUAAAUGAAAAAAAAGAAAAAAAAAAGGGGAGACCCACUAGCCAACUAGGCCCACAAGUAGGUCGGAAGCGUAGUCGUGGGGAGCUGCGAGUAGGGGCUCAAGCAACUAUGAACUGAUGGGAGCACAUGUGCGCCACUCCUUUUCCUUGUCACUAGUGGCCAAGUGACUGUGGGACAAAUAGUGGUCAUACACAUAGGAGAAAGGGACUCAUUACUUAAAAAUGUGAUAUUACUAUAUAUUCACCCAAAACUUUAAGGUAUGACCAAUGUGAAACUAAACCUACAUCAUAGCUUUCUCAAAAUAGUUAUAUUUAUUUUAAUACCUAAAAUAUUCCUUAGAGAUAUACCAUGAUGAUGUCACUUUAUAAGGGUAUUAAAGUACUUAUUUCAAAUUCUAUCCUAUAGGCAGAUGACUGGUGUAAGUUUGAAUCUUAUUAAAACUAAAAAGUUGUAUUUUUAUAUAAUUAAAUCAUGACUUUCCUAUAGAUUGUUGGUGAAGGAUUAAGUCACCAAAAUCACUUGAUCAUUGACGAAAAUCUAGCUGAUGCAAUUCACAGAGUAUUAUUACUAAAAUUACUAAAUGAUUCGUAGUAAAAGGAUCAUAAAUUCAUCGAGUAAAAGAUCUCCAAUUAAUCGACGAACAAGCUGUCGUCGAGAAGAUGAUGAUCUACUAAGAGAUGAGUCAUCACUUUUUGAGAGCAUACCAAAUACGAUGAAGAGUCUCCUCUUAUUAUGUGGACUUGAGGAUGAAACUCUUUAACACACGCCCCACCUCUAUUCACCUCCUCUCUUUCGAGUGACAAUCGUCGAAGAACUACAAAGUCACCAUUUUUCUACUCCACUAGGUUGCAGCCACUAGAGAUAAUCUGAUGACUUAUUUCAUUGCUCUCUGGACUUUGUAAGAAGAUCUAAAGAUUGCCCAUAUUAUCCUUAUCUAAAGAGAACCUUUGAGGCCAUAGACAUUACAUAACAAUCUUCUCAAACGCUUAGAAUUCUAAUGCAUCACGACGUAUUACCGCAUAACGUCAAAACUUUAUUUUUCUACUUUCAACUUAAUUUUUACUUUAUUUAGUGAUAAUUUGUGUGAUUUAAAUUUACUAACCUAUUUUUCAUUAAAAUAUGAUUCUUUCAAUUUUUACAAAUCAUAAUUUGAUCAAUUAAAUCAUUUGUAAUCACUUGUGUAAGAAUCACCAAGUGGAACUAUGUUUUCUACCUAAUUCAUGUUUGUCAAGUGGUGAGGUCAUCUUGACAUCUGCACCGUUAUUUUUCUUUUUCGUGAAUUUUAAAUAUAUUUUAAUUGUAUUUCUUAUCUAAAGUUCAUAAACAAUCGUAUUCUUUGAGAAAAAUUCUGAAAAAUUUCUCGAUAUUAUAUUAUAUCCCUAUUAUUGAACUUAAAUUUUUUCAUUAUUUUUAGAACUUUUUUUGAAUUAUAAUUGAUAUAUUUGUUCAGAAAUACUUCUAAAUAUCCAAAAAAUUAUAUUUUCUAAUUUUAUAAAUUUAAAAUUUAUGUGAUUUACUAUACAACAACUAAGUCACAUCAGUUAACUACUUCCUUUAAUGACAUUGACUAUUUAAAAUCGAUGAGGUAAAGGGGAAUAGAACUUCACGAAAUUUAGAUUGUAUUAACUAGGAUAUAAUAGAUUUGAUUACAUAGAAGUCUAGAAACAAAAAGAAAAUGAUUUCUCCCUCUUGUUUUGACAGAUGUGGGGAGAGAACAGUGGCCUCAUGUAGGGGCAUCUUUGAUUGAUCCCCUUCUUGCUGCGCUAAGGGAGAAGACCCAUGAUCGUUGCUGAUGCUAUCACCACUAGGAGGGGAAGGGAUGAGCUGGCCCACCUAUGGUGUGCUGCAGGUGAUGCCAAGGGAGAGAGGAGGAGCAGGCCAUCCCCAUGGUGAGAGAGGGAUGCACCAAGGGAGAAGGAGUAGGUCGUCCCAUUGGAAGAGAGGAAUGUGCAAAGGAAUGAAGGAAAGAAUGAGAAAACUGAUCGUGAAUGAGGGUCCCAGCUAGUGACCAGCCCUCUUUUGAACUUGUAUGCCCUAUUGUAGGCGUCCCCCUUAUGCCCCUCUUAAUCUGCAGAAAUAACAAGUCAAUUUUACAAUUUUACCUUUUUAUGUUCACUAAUUAUUUAAUAGUCCAUAUUGAAACUAAGACUAUAUGUAUGCUCAUUGACGUGACUUAGUCGUUGUAUAGUAAAUCACGUAAAUUUAAAAUUUAUAAAAUUAAAAAAUAUAAUUUUUUGAAUAUUUAGAAGUAUUUUUGAACAAAUAUAUCAAUUAUAAUUCAAUAAAACUUCCAAAAAUAGUGGUAAUUUUCUUGGUCGAUCAUAGGGAUGUAUCUAAUAUCAGGUAAUUAUUCAGAAUUUUCCUCAAAGAAUAUAAUAUUCUAUGAAUUUUAUACUAAAAAAUAAAAAGGAAAUAUAUAUAAAAUUUAUAAAAAAGGGAAAUAAAGGUGCAAAUGUCAUGAUGACAUCAGCACUCAGCGAAUGCAAAUUAGGUGAAAAAUGAGUUUUGCCUUGUGAUUCUUACAUAAGCAAUUAAAAAUAAUUUAAUUGAUCAAAUUAAGAUCUAUAAAAGCGAGAAGAAUCAUAAUUGAAUGAAGUAUAUGUUGGUAAAUUUAAAUCACUUGGAGAUACUUUACUUGAUAGAUUUGCAAUCUUUUUAUCAUGAAUCGUUCAGUAAUUUUAGUAAUAAUGCUCUGCAAAUCAUGUUGACGAGAUUUUCGCCGAUGAUCUAGUGAUUCUGGUUGCUUAAUCCUUCACUAGCGAUCUAUAGGAAAGUCGCGAUAAUCAGAUAAAAAAUAUGAAUUUUGGUUCUAGAAGGAUUCAAACCUGCACUGGUUGUCCACCCUUUCUAGGGAAGGUGACAUAGGUUUAGUCCCACAUUACUUGUAUGUUGAAUUUUCGGGUGAAUAUAUAGUAAUAUUACAUUUGAAAGCAAGUCCCUUUCUCGCGUGUAUACGACUACUCCUUGCUCCAUAGAUGGGUGGCCACUAGUGACAUGGAAGGGGAGUGGUGCACAUGUGCCCCUAUCAAUCUAA
Messenger RNA from Spirodela intermedia, 32039 nucleotides. NCBI's taxonomy places the organism in Eukaryota, Viridiplantae, Streptophyta, Magnoliopsida, Alismatales, Araceae. The record is from the annotation of a GenBank genome assembly.